AUGCAGCAGUCAUUUCUACAGAGCCGGUGCGAUGAAGCAGGCUUCUUUGGGACGUGGCAUGAUUUUCUGACAGUGCCUGAAAAUGAGCAUGGCGCCUUUGUGGAAGUCAAGGACAAGAAGAAGAAGAAGUACCUCGCAGGCCGCUACGGCGUCGCGAUCGAGGAGGCUUGCAAAGCAGAGCGCCGCGGCCAGCAGGGUGCCGCUGGAGAAAUCAUCGAUCUUCUUGCUGACAAGUGCAAAGCCCAUCCGACCGGCUUGGAGCACAUUGUCAAGGCCGCGGAGAAAACCGAGAAGAAAACCCACAAGGCGCUGGAUAAAGGCAAGGAGCACAAACUUCCCGUUUGGGAGGAGUCCGACUCCUCCUCCAGCUCUGACUGA
Symbiodinium natans is the source of this 378-nucleotide messenger RNA. Lineage: Eukaryota; Dinophyceae; Suessiales; Symbiodiniaceae. The record is from the annotation of a GenBank genome assembly.